Messenger RNA from Cotesia glomerata, 3963 nucleotides. RefSeq lists its product as uncharacterized. The transcript has a single exon. NCBI's taxonomy places the organism in Eukaryota, Metazoa, Arthropoda, Insecta, Hymenoptera, Braconidae. Gene Ontology annotation, molecular function: DNA helicase activity. Bases 1 to 3963 code for a protein of 1320 amino acids. Gene Ontology annotation, biological process: telomere maintenance; DNA repair. The record is from RefSeq and is a predicted model, not a curated record.
AUGUCAAAGUUAGAUACGUAUGGAUCUCUUUGUGAAGUUAGAGCAGCAUCAGAAAUAUUUCCGUAUGAAAUUAAAGUCUAUGAAAAUAACUGCUUUGUAGCUACGUUCGGCGAAGCACUAUGUGGAAUUAAAAGAUUAAUGUUCACUGGAAAUUUUAAUAGUGGUCAUUUCAACGCUUUAGUUCCAUUAACUGAAUUCAUCAACCAUGAUAUUGCUCAAUCAGACCGUCUUGAUGUUCAAGUAUCAUGUUCUAUCAACACGCAAACUGACGAUGCGAUAAAUUCAUCUUUUACUCAAAUUGAUUCAAAUACUGUUCUAUAUAAUUUAGAUCAAUCGAUUUCUUCUAUUCAGUCACCAUCAAAAAAAGGUCAAAAACGAAGAAAAAGAUUUUCAGGUGAAAUUAGAGCUAAACAACUUAGAGAAGCUGCUUCAAAAUACACGGAAACCCAUAAAGAAGUCAACCAAAAAGCUGUUAAACAAUACAAACAAAAUCAUCCUGAGAUCCAGAAAAAAGCUGUUAAACAAUACAAACAAAAUCAUCCUGAGAUCCAGAAAAAAGCUGUUCAAAAAUAUGUUCAAAAUCAUCUUCAAGUUAAGAAAAAAGCUCAAAAAAAUUAUCAGGCCAGAAAUCCACAUAUUUUUAGAGAAAAUUCAGUUAUAUAUCUCGAAAAAAGAUCAAAAACUAAAUUAUUGCCCUGGACUUCUAAGGCUUUUUCCGGUUUUAAAUACAACUGUCAAAUUGACUAUUCAAAAGACAAAAUUGUACAUCUUGGAUCACGGUUACCUUGCUCUUGGUGUCAUGCUCUGAAAUGGAAAGAUGAAACUGAAGGAAUGUGCUGCAGUAGCGGUAAAGUUCAACUGUCUAAGCUUGGUCCUUAUCCUGAACCCUUACAUAGUUUACUUACUCAUCAGCAUCCAUUAUCAGAACAUUUUUUUUCUAAUAUUCGUAAGUAUAAUGGAUGCUUUCAAAUGACGUCUUUCGGAGGAAAGCAGGUACGUGAAGGUAAUUUUAUGCCAACAUUUAAAAUUCAAGGACAGGUCUACCACAGAAUAGGGAGUUUAAUGGCUAGCUCUGAUCAACAGCCUUCUUUUCUUCAAAUAUAUUUUGUUGGUGAUGAUGAUAGUGAACGAGAUAUUCGUUGUGGCAUUUAUCCUGGAAUUAAUUCAAAAUUAACUCAUCAAUUGCAGAUGAUGCUUCAUGAUCACAAUAAGUAUAUUCUUGAUUUUAAAGUUGCAAUAGAUUCAGUUCCAAAAGGUCAAAAGGAGUUCAAAGUCGUGAUUAAUGCUGAUCGAAAACCUUCUGAUGAACAUAAAGGCCGCUUUAAUGCUCCUCAAGCUAGGGAAGUAGCUGUCCUUAUCGUUGGGCAGGAUUUUGAAAAACGAGAUAUCGUUCUCCAAAGCAGAAGCAAUCAAGUCGUGCGAAUCAGCGAUACACACCGUGCUUAUGAUGCUUUGCAAUACCUAUUGAUGUUUUGUUAUGGAGAAGAUGGAUAUCACAUUAAUAUUCCGAAGCGUGAUGAGAAGACUAAGACUCCUCUCAAUAAAACCGUGUCAGCUUCAGAAUUUUACAGCUUCAGGAUUAUGGAACGCGAUGGUGAAGAAGGUUGCUUAUUAUUAUUUCGUAAUCUUUUAAAUCAAUUUUUAGUAGACAUAUAUGCCAAAAUUGAGACUGAACGACUUAACUGGAUCCGUAAUAACCAAAAAAAGCUGAGAAGUGAGGAAUAUGUUCAUUUAAAGGAUGCUUUGAUGAAAAAUGAUGGACAAUCAUCAACUAUCGGAAAAAUGGUUGUGUUACCUUCUUCUUUUACUGGUGGACCCCGUUAUAUGCAUGAGCGAACUCAGGAUGCAAUGACAUAUGUUCGACAUUAUGGACGGCCAGAUUUGUUUAUUACUUUCACCUGCAAUCCCAAGUGGCCAGAAAUAACAGAGCUUUUGCGUCAAGGUCAAAAAUCACAUGAUCGACAUGACAUUGUAGCGAGAGUUUUUAAUGUAAAAGUAAAACAUAUGAUGAAGCUUCUUACAGUGGGUAGUAUUUUUGGUAAAACAAAAUGUCACAUGUACACUAUCGAAUGGCAGAAACGUGGACUUCCUCAUGUUCACAUUCUACUGUGGUUGGAAGAAAAAAUAAGAUCUGAGUCUGUUGACCAAAUUAUAAGCGCUGAAUUACCUGAUCCUAACCUAGAUCCAGAUCUUUUUGAAAUCAUAAAAUCAACCAUGAUUCAUGGUCCAUGUGGUUCUUUCAACUCAAAGUCACCCUGUAUGGUUGAAGGAAAGUGUACUAAAAGAUAUCCUGAGGCAUUGUUAAAAGAAACUGUCACUGGAGACGAUGGCUAUCCUCAGUAUCGCAGACAAUCUCCAGCAGAUGGUGGAAUGAAAAUAACCCUUAACGGAGUUGAAGUUGACAAUAGAUGGGUAGUCCCGUACAAUCCCGUUCUGUCCCGUACUUUUAAAGCUCAUAUUAAUGUGGAAUAUUGUAAUUCUGUUAAGUCUAUUAAAUACAUUUGUAACUACCUUAAUAAAGGAUCUGACCAAGCAGCGUUUACCGUUGAGGAUUUUGAUGAGGUGAAAAAGUACCAAGCAGGACGUUACAUUAGUAGUUCUGAAGCGGUUUGGCGCAUACUUUGUUUUUCUAUUCAUGACAGAUUUCCUUUUGUCAUUCAUCUUGCUGUACAUCUUGAAAACGGUCAACGAGGUUACUUCACAGAAGGAAAUGUAAUUGAUAAAGUUGUUAAUCCACCAAAGACAACUCUAAUGGCUUUUUUUGAACUUUGCAACUGUGAUAAUUUUGCAAAAACUCUUUUAUACUUUGAAGUUCCGGCUUACUAUGUAUGGAAGAACAACCACUUUGAAAGGUGGAAAAAAGGUAAGGAUGUUCCAGGUUAUUUAGGAGUUAAGAAAGAUCAUGUUUUAGGUAGAGUGUAUACCGUUCAUCCCGGUAAUGCCGAGUGUUAUUAUCUGCGUCUUCUAUUACAUCAGAUUCGAGGUCCAGUAUCAUUUUCUGCUUUAAAAACUGUUAAUGGAGUAAUUCAGCCAACAUUUCAAGCAGCAUGUAGAGCACUAGGUCUUCUCGAAGAUGAUGCUAAUUGGGAUCACACUCUAGAAGAAGCUUGCAUCUCUGAUUCUCCGUUCAAAAUCCGUGAGCUGUUUGCCAUCAUGUUAGUUUUUUGUCAUGUUGGCGACCCACAGAAAUUAUGGGAGAAAUACCGAGACAAUUUUUCUGAAGAUAUUAGGAGAGAGAUAGAACGAGAAGAUGGAAAUGUCGAGCUGAUGCUUGACAUUAUUUACAACAAAUGCCUCAAUUUGAUUGAAGAUAUUGUUAUAUCAAUGUCGGGAAAGACACUUCUUCAGUUCGGUCUCCCCUCCCCAUCACGAGAGGAAAGAUUUAUUUUCACCAAUCGUCAAUAUCUGAAUGAAUUGGCUUAUGACACUACCUAUUUGAAUGAAUUUGUAGCUGAAAAUGUUCCUAAGUUAAACUUAGAACAGAAAAAAGUUUACAGUAAAAUUUUGAAUUCGAUUAUUUCUAAUUCUGAGCAAUUAUAUUUUCUUGAUGCUCCAGGUGGCACUGGAAAAACUUUUUUAAUCAAUUUGUUGCUCUCAAAAAUUAGAAGUGAGAAAAAAAUUGCUAUAGCUGUUGCUUCCUCAGGAAUUGCUGCGACUUUGAUUGAUGGAGGCAAAACAGCUCACUCUGCAUUUAAAUUACCUCUAAAUUUGUGUCAUUCUGAGUCCCCACUUUGUAACAUCUCUAAACAAAGUGAUAUAGCUCAUGUACUAAGAGAAACAAAAAUAAUUAUCUGGGAUGAGUGCACAAUAGCUCACAAAAAAGCUAUUGAAGCUCUGAACAGAACGCUCCAAGACAUCAGAGGUUGCAACCAACUUAUGGGAGAAGUAGUUGUUCUCUUGGCUGGUGACUUCAGACAAACAUUGCCUGUUGUACCACGAGGAACACGCGCUGAUGAAAUUUAG